AUGAAGACCCUAAACUCCGACAUCAGCCCCUGUUCUCAAAUAGUCAAUGGUCGUCUCCUCGGGUUCGUCGAUUAUAAUGCGCUGACUCUCGAGGGUCUUCUCCAGCCCCAGAAGUCCGCGGUGGCUUACGGCGGCGGGACCACUCCGGGCACGUUCGCCCGUAAGCCUUUGGAACUGUAG
Molecule: messenger RNA, 180 nt
Organism: Penicillium hordei
Lineage: Eukaryota; Fungi; Ascomycota; Eurotiomycetes; Eurotiales; Aspergillaceae
Exons: 2
Coding region: 1-180 (59 amino acids)
Source: RefSeq, a predicted model, not a curated record